AGUUGUCAUUUUUUGGUAAAUAGACAUUGGUUGAAGAAAAUUCCUGAAAAAUCGCAAUUUCAGCGAUUUUCCCCCAUGGAAGGUAACAGAGACGAAGCCACAAGAUGCAUUGACAUCGCAUACAAGUACCUCCAUGCGGGGAAUUUGGACAGAGCUCGAAAAUUCCUCAUAAAAGCCGAACAACUCUAUCCAUCAGUUCAGGGUCAGAAGUUGCUGGAUGAAAUUGAUUCCCUGACCCAGGAGGGAGGUGUGAAUAAUCAAACAACAACCCAGGAAGAUCCCCCGAGUCAGGAUGAGGCAAAGUACACACAGGAACAGGUGGAUCUUGUGAGGAAAGUGAAAAAGUGCAAAAGUUUCUACGAGAUGUUGGGAGUUACCAAAGAUUCCACAGAUAGUGAGAUAAGAAAAGCCUACAAGAAGCUCGCACUGCAUUUGCAUCCGGAUAAGAAUCAAGCUCCAGGUGCAGCUGAAGCUUUCAAGGCUGUUGGAAAUGCAGUGGCCGUGCUCACAGAUACGGAAAAGAGGAAAGCCUACGACCUAUAUGGCAGUGAAGUUCCUUCGAGGAAUGGUCAGGCACGUCAUAGGCAUCACUCCCACAACCACUAUCGCCAAUUUGAAUCUGAUGCCACGGCUGAGGAAUUGUUCAAUAUGUUCUUUGGUGAUGGAUUCACCCAUGCUGGCCACAGACGUUUCCGGAAUCAUCACCAUGAAAAUAAUCAACCAAGCCUGGCCUUUGGGUUCAUUCUCAUCAUCGUGGUGAUUUCACUCAUGUCCACAUUCCUCACAUCUGAUCCCAUUUACAGCCUACAACCCUCAACGAGAUAUUCCAUCACAAGAAAGACAUCCGGACUCGGAGUUCCGUAUUAUGUAAAGCAAAAUUUCGAUGAGGAAUACACAGGAUCCCUGGCAAGGCUUGAAUUAGCCGUCGAAGAGGAGUAUCUCAUUGGAUUGAAGAAGCUCUGUAUGCGGGAACGGCACUACAGAGAUGCAAUGAUGUCUCGUGCUCAGCACUUUGGGAGUAAAUCUCAAUUUGUACAGGCUCAAUCCCUAAAAACUCCUUCCUGUGAUACGCUCUAUCGCAUGGGGAAGCUUAUUUUUUAACCCUUUUUUCGGUUAGAUAUUCUUUAUUUAGAGGAAAAUUCCAAAUGGAUAAUCUAUGGAAAUUGUACCAAUCAUUGUAUUUGAAGAGUUAUUAUUUAUUAAAAUUAAUGCUAAAGCGAA
Lutzomyia longipalpis is the source of this 1221-nucleotide messenger RNA. RefSeq names its product dnaJ homolog subfamily B member 14-like. The coding region runs from base 76 to 1101 and encodes 341 amino acids. Gene Ontology annotation, cellular component: endoplasmic reticulum membrane. The transcript has 4 exons. Gene Ontology annotation, molecular function: Hsp70 protein binding. Gene Ontology annotation, biological process: cellular response to misfolded protein. Lineage: Eukaryota; Metazoa; Arthropoda; Insecta; Diptera; Psychodidae. The record is from RefSeq and is a predicted model, not a curated record.